Penicillium odoratum is the source of this 1782-nucleotide messenger RNA. RefSeq names its product dolichyl-P-Man:Man(6)GlcNAc(2)-PP-dolichol alpha-1,2-mannosyltransferase. The record is from RefSeq and is a predicted model, not a curated record. Bases 1 to 1782 code for a protein of 593 amino acids. Gene Ontology annotation, molecular function: alpha-1,2-mannosyltransferase activity. Gene Ontology annotation, biological process: protein N-linked glycosylation. The transcript is spliced from 4 exons. Lineage: Eukaryota; Fungi; Ascomycota; Eurotiomycetes; Eurotiales; Aspergillaceae. Gene Ontology annotation, cellular component: endoplasmic reticulum membrane.
AUGGCUAUGACUAGUUCAGGCUCUGGGCCAGCUCAGAAUGUGCCUAAAAAAGCACGUCCCCCGCCACCCACGUUCUACCUCCCGCUAAAUAUCACACUCUACAUUUUCCUCUUUGCCAACGGCCUUGCGGCAUUAUUUGCCCCAAUUCAGGACUGCGAUGAGGUAUUCAACUUCUGGGAACCCGCACAUUAUUUGCAACAUGGAUAUGGACUUCAGACAUGGGAAUAUUCACCUGUAUAUUCCAUUCGAAGCUGGCUUUAUGUAUCACUUCACGCCGCGGUGGGGAAGCUAAGCUCAUUAAUUGUCCACUCCAAGGCCACUGAAUUCUAUAUGAUCCGUGUCUUCAUGGCUGUCUUCUGCGCUGCUUGUCAGACCCGACUAUAUUCUUCUAUCUGCCGAACCCUCAAUCCUCGCAUUGGACUCUUGUUCCUCACAAUCGUUGUCUUCAGUCCCGGCAUGUUCCACGCGUCUACGGCUUUCCUGCCAUCCACUUUCACCAUGUACACAUCCAUGCUUGGCUUGGCUGCUUUCCUGGAUUUGAAAGGAGGUCCAAAGAUUGCACAGGGUAUUAUGUGGUUUGCUCUUGGUGCAAUCGUCGGUUGGCCAUUCGCGGGUGCUCUUAUUGUGCCUCUUCUGGCCGAGGAAGUCAUUAUUGCCAUUCUAUCUGGAUCCAUAGGCUCAUUUGUAUUGGCUAUACUUGAUGGUGCUGCCAGGUGUGUUGGCAUUGCGGCUCUCGAGGUCGGAGUUGACUAUGCUUUCUUCCGCAAGCUUGUUCUUGUUCCUUGGAAUAUUGUGGCAUAUAAUGUUUUUGGAGGCGAGGGCAAAGGACCUGAGAUCUUUGGUGUCGAGCCCUGGACAUUCUACAUCCGAAACCUGCUGCUGAACUUCAAUGUUUGGUUCGUUCUCGCCAUGGUGACUGCUCCGCUUUUAAUUCUCCAGGUCAUCUUCAGCUCUCAACCCUCCUCUAUGCAGAAAUUCAGACGCUCGAUGACACUGGCCGCGCCAUUCUACAUGUGGUUUGGUAUUUUCACAGCCCAACCUCACAAGGAGGAGCGAUUUAUGUACCCGGCCUAUCCAUUCCUUGCUCUGAACGCGGCUCUCUCUUUUCACCUCAUCCUUACCUACCUUGGGUCCAGUGACUCAAAGGCACUCAUUAGCCGUGUUCCAGCAAAGCUUAAGCUCGUUGGGGCCCUGUAUGUUAUCAUACUGGCCGUGAAUGUCGGAAUGCUGCGCAUUCUAGGGAUGGUGACUGCGUACAAUGCCCCUCUGAAGGUUCUGGAAUCAUUGCAGCAGGCAAAUGUGACACAGACAGGAACCUCAGUCUGCCUGGGCAAGGAGUGGUAUCGCUACCCAUCAUCAUACUUUCUUCAACAAGAAAUGCGUGCCAAAUUCAUUCGAAGCGAAUUCAACGGUCUGCUUCCGGGCGAGUUUCCGGAGUCGCCAAGGCCCUUCGGCCGGCUAGAAGGUGCUUCGCAAAUCCCGUCUGGCAUGAACGACCUUAACUUGGAAGAUCCGGACAAAUAUAUUGAUGUUUCUGAAUGCUCUUUCUUGGUGGACUCACACUUCCCGGGUCGUGAGGAAACCGAGCUGGAACCUCACUACAUUCUCGACAACGCCCACUGGGAGACUCUCUCCUGUGCAAGCUUCCUGGACACAGCCCGAACAGGGCUAUUAGGGCGGUUAAUCUGGGUGCCAGAUUUCCCCUUUAUUCCCUCUCAGUUCCAGCGCAAAUGGGGCCAGUAUUGCCUCCUGCAGCGCAAGACCGACACCGCCAGUAUUUAG